AUGACGAGCGCAACUUUGUGUCAGGUCGGCCCGGCGGUGCCAGCCAAUCUCCAGAAAGGGGCUCGUUUAGUCGACGUCAAACCCGCAAAGUGCUCGUUUUCCAUCGAACGCAUUUUGGGACUGGACAAAGCCAAGGAUAUUUCUCCAACGGCCAACAAACAUUACAGGCCGUGGAUGGAUCAAUACAAUAAUCAAGCCGCAUUCGAUGGCCGCCUUUGGAAGCUACCUAUGGUCACCUAUGAGCUACCGAUGCAAGUCGGCGCGGCGCGCGCUUCACUGGAACAAGAAAGCAAAGCCCGAUACGAAAAAUGCUGCGCCGGUGAAGAACGCCUGACGUAUAAACGGGAGCUGAGCUGGUACCGGGGCCGGAGACCGAGGACGGCUUUCACCAGAAGCCAAAUCGAAAUUCUGGAAAAUGUUUUCAGAGUGAAUUCCUACCCGGGGAUUGAUAUAAGAGAGGAACUCGCAAACAAACUUGCGUUAGAUGAAGACAGAAUCCAGAUUUGGUUUCAAAAUCGCCGCGCGAAACUGAAAAGGUCCCGCCGCGAGUCGCAGUUUCUAAUGGUCAAAGACUCUUUAACUCCAAACGUUCAGGAAUGA
Molecule: messenger RNA, 600 nt
Organism: Spea bombifrons (plains spadefoot toad)
Lineage: Eukaryota; Metazoa; Chordata; Amphibia; Anura; Pelobatidae
Gene: HESX1
Product: HESX homeobox 1
Exons: 4
Coding region: 1-600 (199 amino acids)
Biological process (GO): regulation of transcription by RNA polymerase II; forebrain development; pituitary gland development
Cellular component (GO): nucleus
Molecular function (GO): DNA-binding transcription repressor activity, RNA polymerase II-specific; RNA polymerase II cis-regulatory region sequence-specific DNA binding
Source: RefSeq, a predicted model, not a curated record